GAAUUAACUCAAAAUAAAAAAAGCAAAGAAAUACAAAAAGCUUUAAUGUUUUACAAUAAUUGAAUAAUAAUAAAACGCGGGGACAUAUACUCGUAUAACCACACGACGCCUCCGAUCGCCAACAUGUAUACAAGAAUCCUGUUUUUCCACACACACACACUCCAGCACCUGGCGCGAAGAAGAAAUUAGAAAAGAAGAGAAAGAUAUGACUCGAAUGAUUUAUCACCGCUGCGUCUACGUCACAAGCGCUGCAGCCGAUUCGGGAUGGGCGCUGCUGCAAAAGUGGUAUGUUACAACAGCAGGGCAGCAGCACACACCCAUAAUAACCCUCGAUCGUUUCCCCCGAUACCCUGCGUGACCAUCUUCACCAAGGAUUGGCACCACAGGAUUGGUCUCCGAGACAUUAAAAAAAGAAGCCCAUUUCGUUACAUUUGGAAAUUGAGGUCGUCGUCGGUCGACAGCCAGCCAGAGAAGAGAACACACACAAUAGAGAAAGAGAGAUUUUUACGUUCAUGAUCUUCUCUGUGUGUGUUGGUCCUCUUCUUUAUCCCUCUCGUUCAUUCCUCCUUUCUCUUUUUCUUCUUCACGGCAAAAAGAGAAGAGAGAAAAAAGGAAAGAAAAUGAAGAGAAUAUCAGAGACUUCCUUAUGCGGAAGGGAAUUGAAAUCUGAAUGCUCGGCGCCUGAAGCGCUCAACCCUGACGUCAUCUCUCCAAGUCACGUGAUAGCGGUCGAAUAGACACAAGGGUGCACACAUAUACCGAGAAAGAAAGAAGAAGAAAAUACAAAAAAAAUAAAAAAAUAACCCACCCACUAAGCGCGAGAAACACACGGAGAGAGAGAAAAGAGACGGGAGAGUCGAGCUUGUUCAUUGCUCCAGCCGAAGCUGGACGGAACACUCCGGUCCGAGAGUCUCGUUUCCAGUAGUAGUGAAAAGUUAGUCGAUGAGAGUCAAACUGCUGCGGCCUGCUGCUAUCCAAUAAUAACGAAGAAAUCCAAACAAGUUGAUUAUUAUUAUUUGAAAUAACAAUCGCCAUGUCGUACGUCAGCGGCGAACCACGUCAUCCUCCCGUAGUCUCCAGCGUGUGCACGGAUCACGGCAUCUACUCCGGCACGCUGGUGGAUCCCAUCUCGGCCAACAACAUGGAGCACCAGGGAAGUCAGCAUCGACGCAACAGCGCUUCCUCUUCGUCGUCGUCUGUGACGGAUACGAGCGAUCCGGCGGUCCGUCGCGUCGUCUACAAUUUGUACCGCGGCCUGCUGGGCACCUACAACGAUAAAGCCAACGACAUCAUCAGCACCAUGCCGCCAGAGAUGGUCCGCGAAGAUCAAGGCAUUGAGAAACAGAUCGAGAGCAUGAUAAGACAAUCGGAAGAAAUCAAGAGCGGCGUUGGCCGCAAAAGUAGCAGUGGAAACAUCGCCCCGUUUCAAGGCGGAGAGAAAAGCGGUGUCCGUUCGUCUCCAGCACCAACUAAAAUCAAUCAGCCUUUAGAAAUAAGUAACAUGGACGCACCUGCCUUCCAGGAUGGCGGAGCUUCAGUUCAAAUGGCGGCAGGCCUACCACCUCCACCACCGCCACCUCCUCCUCCUCCGCCGCCUAUGCCCAGUCACGUAAUGCCAGCCAUUAAAAUCAAUUCAGAGGUGGGAGGUGGCUCGAAUUCGUUGGGGAAAGCAGGUGGAGGAGGCAAGCACUUGCCAGGCGGGGGAGCGCCAUUCAGUUACAUCCCGCCGUCCGCCAUUCAAAACGCCAUGAUGACCAAAGACAAGAAGCCGUUCACUUACACUCCAGGCGGCAUUGACUUUUUGGCCGAAAUCCGCUCGCCGCGCAUGCAGCGUCGCAUAUCCAAGAACGCGGCCGACGAAGGGGUCGCCAGCCAUCCCCAGCAUCAUCCGACCAACAAUCCCGCAGGAUCGUCGCCUAAGCCCAACCAAUUGAGUCCUCAAGCUCUGAUGGCGAUGCAGCCCCAAAUGGCGGUGCCCGUUUUCCCGCCGACCCCGCAGCAAAUGCCCGUCCUUCACCCACCCGUCGUCCAUCAUUCGCCAGUGACUUCGCCGACGCCGGCGGCCAACGUCGCCGCAUCUCCUUUGCCUCCACCACCGCCGCCGAUGCAACACAACUCGUACCAGCAGCAGCCGAGCGUCGAGCCUCAGCCGAUGCGAAUCAAUUUGAAGCCGGCCGUGCCACAGUUUCUGCAGUCGCAACCGCCAAGCCAGCAGUCGCCCGAGCAGAUGUUUGAGGAGAUAAUGAACUCGUUGACGGCCAGAAACGCUAAUAGCAGCCAGCCAAGCCAGGUUCACAAUCCGUCUACUCCGGCACAACCGUCGGCGGCGGCUUCUGUUCCAGCGGCAGUGCCGUUCGUCGAGCGCCGUAACGCCCAGGUCGGAUCACUUUACAUCCCGCCGGUCAAUAAUAAUAAUAAUAGCAGCGCUGGGGGAUCGAAUACCAGCAGCAACAACAACGGACAUUACAAUCCCAGCAGCGGACCGAUAUCUCCGCUGGCCACGGCUCAAUUGGCCAAGGCGCCAAUGCCGUGGAUGAAUUCACAGAACCGAACUUCCAAUUCUCCGACUCCACCAUUCGUUCACCAACAACAGGAGCGAGUCAUCCCCGUCGAGAGAGAAGAGGAAAUCAAAUCGGCGGCGGUGCCAGUCAAUGUGCUGGGUUCGACUUCCGGCAAUAAUAACGCCCGUUUGGUUCCUAUCAUGGUGGAAGGAGGUCGCACGGGAGCCGCUACGGCGGUGGCUCCUCCAACUCCGCAAAGAAGCUCGUCCGUUAGAGACGAAACCGUCCAUCCGCCUUGGCAUAAUGCUCCGGAAAAAGUUAUUCCUAUUUACAUGAUGGAGAUGGUCGGUCCCGGAGUUUGUGUUACUCCAUCCUCGUCCGUUCAGAGGCAGCAGCAACCAGACUACCAGCAACUACCACAGCAACAGCAACAGCAACAACAACAACAACAACAGCAAGCCCCCUGGCGAACGCAAGCAGCCGCCAACGCCAACCAAAUCGCUUCCAUGAUGGAAGAAUUGAUGAUGUCACCAACCAGUAACCAACAGCAGGAUCAAUAUCGUGAUUCGUCGUCGACUCCGAUGAUGGUCGGAACGCACAUGCGACCAAUGAGCGUUGAGCCGUCGCGAGGCCAGCCGACUCAGUCGCGUUCUUUCAGGAUCUUGCAAAUGAUCCACGACCCGGCCGACGAUUCGGUGGAGGCUGAAGCGGAACCAACCGAGAGCUCCGGGCGCUUGUCGCGAUCUUCGGUCGGCAGCAACAACAGUGGCGGCCCUAGCGGCGGACGCGUCUCGCAGCAAUCGGGACCACCGCCGCCGGGUGAACGUCGCUUGAAUUUGACUCAGGAUGAUCGUGAACUCAUGGACAUGUUCCGAUCGCAAGUGAACGAAGAGCAAUCACUGCACCAGGAAGUCGAUCCCCGCUACCGCGGCUCGCACAUUCCAUCGCGAGCCUUCCGCAUUUUGCAGAAUUUCACCGCCGACGCCGAUGCAAAUCAACAGCAACAGCAGAUGAAACCCCCUCAAAUGAACAAUCCAGCACCGUCCAGCUCGCAAGGUGCAGGAAUAAGCGACAGACAGCGGGGACCACCCAGCAGCCAGAGCGAACCCGAACCUAAGAAAUACAUGGGUGGAAAUAUCCCGUCCAGAUCCUUUCGAAUGCUGCAAGCCAUGACAGCUCUAGAUCCAAAUGCUGACAUGGAAAGUGUCUUCAUGACCUCAAACAAUCCAGAAUUGGUCGCAAGGAGUGAUUCAAAUAGCUUCGUAGAAAAUACUGUGACCUCCCUCGCCAGCGAGGCGAGACUCGAGCCGCCGAAAAUGAUGAACGGAUUUGUAGAAGAGAAGAGCGACGACGAAGGACGGACAGCUGUCAGCUCGAGCUCAAACCCGGCAGCAGCUCCGUCCAUCCUGAUCGAUAAAUACGAAGAGGAAGAAUCGAACCCCAAUCCAGCACUGGCAGAAACCGAUUACCAGUCGGACGUCAACAGCAGCAGCGGUCAAUUUGCUUUGACAAAUAAUAACAGCGGCGCUGCCGAAAUCAAACGCAACAGCGAUCAAGACGUUGACACGGAAUCGUCGGAAGUGACCCACCAUCACAGCCGACUCCUGCGUCUCUUAAGCGGCGACCUAGGAGGUGUCGAAAGUGUCGGUGGUGGCGACGCCUUGUCGGCUCCCACUUCGACGCCGUCAGCCUCUGAGACGGAGGCCAACGUUUUGCCCCCAAAUCUGCCGGGCGUGCGGUUGCGCAUCCGCUCGCUGCGUGCAAAAGACCGCAUCCCCUCACGCGUCUUCCGCUCGCUGCAGCACGAGUUCGAUUCCAGCACCGAGGACAUCGCCCAGGCCGUCGUCUCGUCACCUCCGCCGCUGUCGCCCAAUCAAAACGGCCCAUUGACAAAUUCGGGAUUCAUCGGCUACUCGGGUUUCUUCCGUUAUUCGCGCCUCUACGCCUCCGUCACGCCCGAAACUCCCUCGUCGGCCACCUCCGAAUUGGAGGGCUUCUUCUCACAUCAUCAAAAUCUUCUUCAUUGAGUAUUAGAGAGAGACAGAGAGAGAUGCGCUAUAAAUCAUAAUGUGGAAUCAUCAGGACAGUGCUGCUGGCGGCCAGCCAGAAUUUGGUUCAAAAUAAGGAAACGGAUAUGGUCGGCCAAGUGUCCAGCAAAAGACGGUAAAUCAGACCUCUGAAAAAAAUCGUCGAAGAAUUGUCGUUUAGACCACACAAAUUCGCCACAGUAUCGACCCGACGGCGUGACUGGACAUGGAUACAUCAUUUCUUUCCUUUCGACUAUUUCGCGUGCCUUCAUUAUUACUGAACUAAUCAACUUUGAAUGUUCCUGUCAUCAGCCCGAGACUCUAUAUUAUCUUUAAUAAAGAUAUAUAAAGAUUCUUUAUAUAUCGCGUCUUUUCACUCGGAAGCAUUUUCACAUCGGAUCGGGUUUUUCAGUCGAUUGUCUUUUUAUAAUUUUUUUUGACACAUCAACACACUCUUCACUUAUAAUUUGUAAUAUGAAAUCGUUACAUGAAAUCUAGAUAUCAUCUUUUUUUUGGGGUGUGAAUUAUCAGUUACCAUUUUCCCAUUUUCUAGAAAAAAAAAUUAACUUUAUACUUUUCGUUAAAACGUGAUUUACUUAUAAGCAAAAAAGCAACAACAUAAAUUUGGUUGACGCAAUCUCUUUAUUGGUAUGUAGUUUGAAUCACUCUUUUUACAGCGCACGUAUAUAUGGAGUGGUGACGAUCAACGAAUUCUUUGCAUAUAAAAUAUUGCUUUUCUUUGUAAUGAAUCACAGGCUUGUACAAUAAAAUCAUCGUUUGGGUUGCA
Molecule: messenger RNA, 5315 nt
Organism: Daphnia pulicaria
Lineage: Eukaryota; Metazoa; Arthropoda; Branchiopoda; Diplostraca; Daphniidae
Product: ras-associated and pleckstrin homology domains-containing protein 1-like
Exons: 10
Coding region: 1034-4528 (1164 amino acids)
Source: RefSeq, a predicted model, not a curated record